Molecule: messenger RNA, 3864 nt
Organism: Babesia sp. Xinjiang
Lineage: Eukaryota; Apicomplexa; Aconoidasida; Piroplasmida; Babesiidae
Product: E3 ubiquitin-protein ligase UPL6
Exons: 2
Coding region: 1-3864 (1287 amino acids)
Biological process (GO): protein polyubiquitination; ubiquitin-dependent protein catabolic process
Molecular function (GO): ubiquitin protein ligase activity
Source: RefSeq, a predicted model, not a curated record
AUGUAUUUCGAUGGUUCUCUCGCGCCUCGGCGCGUUAUAAGCCUCUCUGGAGCGUCAAAGUUCGGGCAGUCUCGCACAUCACGGGGACAACCGGUGGGAUUCCUCUCAGCUAAGAAAGAACGCGAACGAGCUGGUCAUACUAUUCUGCAAUUUUUAAGGCGUAUUAUCCAAUUGAAACGCGAAUUGCUUCCAUUACGGGAUAUACUGCCUGAACUUUUGGCCAAGGCCGAGUUAUGGUGUCAGUCACUACCGCCUAGUUCAUCGGCUUCAUCAUCAAACCAGAUAAUAGAAGCUUCUAUUAAAGAAAAACUUGUUUGCCACAAGGAGUCUAAGGAAGAAGGCAGUGAAAAUGGGACCGAAAACACAAACGUUUCAAAAACGGAAAACCGAACAUCUUUCGAGGUGUAUUCUAACGCAGUAACACGUCAUCCGAUAUGUAAGUUCAUUAGAGUUUUAGUAGCUUUGGCGAAUAUUGACUGGAAAAGUGAUUACUCGCAUUAUUUUCGACGAGCCUUGUAUCUAUUCAAAACAUGGUACUUUACUGCCGAAAAAGGCACGGGAAUUGAUGAGCUGAUAAAAGAGCCAUUAUUAAAGGCCCAGUUAUUGUACCUAUGUGUUAAGUUUUUCAGGGUUUUGAUACCGCGACGUGACCUCUCGUCAGUGGCAUCACAGCGCAAACGUGCCAAAAGGGGUCAAAAUCCUUCGAUAAUCGAUGAUCCAAAUUUGGCACAAAAUACGUGUCGGGUUGGUUUAACUGAAGACAAAAGUUCUUCGAGUUCCACACCAACCAGUAUCUUUUCAUCGUAUAAUGCCGGAUUACCGUCUAAAAAAUUGUUGGCGGUGGGCUCUGAUAGAAGGCUGCCUGUGCACGUCAACCCGGAUGAACCGGAUACCGUCAAAGCGUCGAUUAACACACUUAUUGAGCAUCUGUAUCUGAAUCGUAAGCCGUUGUCUUUUGAUGAGGGUCUUGUUGUGUAUUAUGCGGCGGCAUUGUUCCGUUUUAUCCCCCAAACGGUAGCACAGGAUUUGAACAGGGAAUACCAUCUAGCUACCGAAUGGCUCCCAAUUAUGCUUCGUCGUGUUAUUGCUGGCGAUGUUCACGACGAAAAUGUUGUGUAUGCGCUGCUGUAUUUGGCUCAACAACUUCGUGAGUCAUGUACCACUAAGGAAAUGGCGUUUAAACAGUUGAUAAAUGUGUGGUCAGUAGCUGAACUGAAUUUGGGAAAUAAGGUCGACCUAAUGGCUCAUAUCGCCGAAGUAACACUAAGUUCGGAAUUCAUUCAAGGUAUCUGCUGUGUUGGAUGCAAGCUACGUGAGUCACAUGAAUACAGUGGCACUACUACUAAUAAUGAAGUUUCAGCGGAAAAGGCUGACGCUGUAAUGACCACAUUAAAGCGUACUGCGAAAUCGCUAGUACCGCUUACAGUGUCUUUGAAUAAUGAAGUUUGGCAAAUAGUGGAAUCUAGAUUGCGAUCACAGGUGAAUGCGUUACUAGGCGCCCAAUCAUUCAUGACUUUCCUAAGUGUUAUACACAAUUACACUGAGGAUGUCGAAAUCGACACAAUUGAGCAGAAGACAAAGGCACCGGUUGAUUACGAAGAACGAAGUAUCAAUUAUGUGCGAUACGGCGGAUUCUAUAAUUUUGUUUUCGGCGAAGAAGAUUUGAUGAGGGGUACCAUAACUUCGUCACGUGAAUCCGUGUACAAGCUGAUAUUCAACAACAUGUUGAGCUUGUUGAUAGCUCUGAAAAGCAUCGAAUUUACAAAAUCUGAUAAGGUAUGGAUAGCAUCUGCACUCGCUUUAGUGUUGUUUUGUUCGCAAUUCUACAGUCUGGAGGAACGUAGAAGCAUGUGGUUUUCUAAAAGUGAUAGGUUGGACAUAUUAUUCAAGAUACUUCGUUCUUACCGUGGAGAUGAGUACAUCGUUUUGAAUGUACUGUUAAUUCUCUCACCUGUAAUAAAGUGGCAAUACUUUAGCGCUGAUCCUGAUGCUGCUGUCGUUGAAAAUGCUACUGCUGUUGUACAUAGGAUUACAUCAGCUGAGGAAGUGGUGGAUACAUUGCCAAAGUUGCGCGGGCUUAUUGCCAUCGAGUUCGUGUCAAGCAAGGUACCUCUGUUGCUUCUAAAUAUAUUUAGGCGGCACCAUUCCAAUUGUUGUACGGCAUCGUUCUCCCAAUUCGUGGCCUGUCUCUCAGCGGGCCAGUCUAACGACAGUACGAUGUGCUGUUUGUGGCGAAUAUUCGCAAUGCUGCUUGAUUACUGUCUCCAUGCAAUGGAUGAUGCGACUUUGGUUGGAGAUGAGGAUGAACCUGGGUUGUUUGGACCUGACGAAGCCUUGUUCAUAGUAAACGCUCUAAACUAUACUUUCUUGUAUCACGUCCAACCACAAAGCAAGAUAGAGAAAUGGGACACCUUCCAAGUGAAUGACCAAUUUCCGUGGAACAAGUUUUGUAGUUGUGGCAUAGAAGUGAGCGUAAAUGAUCUGUUUCAUGUAAGCAAGGGCAAUCUGGGAUUCACUUCCUUAUAUUGGGGUCAGUUGGCACAUAGGUUCAGCAGGCGAUUUUUCCGUCACCCGGAUAAAACUCACCGUCCAGAUGUGAUUGAUGAUGUAGAACGAUCUGUGAUACGCCAUAUCAAUACCAAUCAUCUUGGGUCACCUAUAAUUAACGCUCUGAGAUACAUACCGCAGGCAGUGAGCUUUGAUACACGUUUGCAGCUGUUUAUGGCCUACAUUAGGAACGAUAAGUUGAUAUAUCGUAAUGAGAUGCCUGAUGAUUUUGAUUUGCCACCUUGCUUGAUUCGUCGUUCCCAUAUCUUAGAGGAUGGUUUGGGCACAUUAGGUCGACUAAACGGUAUACAGCUGAAGCAACAUUUCCGCGUUGUUUUCGUUGAUGAGACUGGUAGGCGUGAGGAGGGUAUAGAUGGUGGUGGUCUAUUCAAGGAGUUUUUGACGCAGUUGUGCCAUGUGAUUUUUAACCCGGGAUAUGGUAUCUUCGAGGAGUCGCCAUACGACCGGUCAUUUGCACCAUCACCUAAUUCGGCAUUGGUACAUGAUGACCACCUUUCAGUGUUUAACUUUGUUGGUAAGGUAGUGGCUAAAGCGUUGUAUGAGCAUAUAUUGGUUGAGCAUGUACUGUCACGACUUCUUUUAAAUUUUAUGUUGAAGCAGCGCAACGGUCUGGACGAUUUCAAGCAUUUUGACCCAGAGUUGUAUCGAAAUCUAGUAUCUAUUCGAAAUAUGUCCGCGGAAGAUAUUGAAUCUCUAGGUUUGACGUUUACGACUUCCGUUUCUUCGUUUGGUGAUUCUGUACAGGCUGAGAUAGUAGAUGGCGGUAGUAAUAAGAAAGUGACUAAAGAGAAUUGUGACUAUUUCAUAUUCCAAUUUGCUGAUUUUAAGUGCAACCGUCUUAUUGAAUCUCAAUCUGUAGCAUUUUUACGGGGCUUCUCCGAGUUGAUACCACUCGACUGGUUACAGAUGUUUUCACCAUCAGAAUUGGUCCACCUCAUUUCAGGAUCGGUUUCUGUGAUCAACGUGAAUGACAUGUGUCAGAAUGCGACUUAUUCGGGUGGUUACAGUGCAGAGUCUACCGUCAUCGUUUGGUUCUGGGAGAUAAUGCAUGAAUUUGACGAAGAGCAACGUCGCACAUUUCUGUGGUUUGUAACUUGCUGCAAACGUGCUCCAUUACUGGGUUUUAAGCAGCUCAAUCCGCCAUUCUGUAUCACUCGUGACCAGAAUGAUCGUAACUUGCCAACAGUCUCGACAUGUACCAACUUGUUGAAGCUACCGGAGUACUCUAGUAAAGAAGAACUGCGUUCUAAACUCGUGGAUGCCAUGACAAUGUCAAAAGGUUUCGGUAUAAGCUGA